This is a messenger RNA of Truncatella angustata, 682 nucleotides long. RefSeq lists its product as uncharacterized. The coding region runs from base 41 to 682 and encodes 213 amino acids. The transcript has a single exon. Lineage: Eukaryota; Fungi; Ascomycota; Sordariomycetes; Amphisphaeriales; Sporocadaceae. The record is from RefSeq and is a predicted model, not a curated record.
CCUUGUCUUCGUCAACUUAUCGCAACACUCUUAUUUUGUGAUGGCGGGCAACAACAGCAUCAUGCGCCUUGACGAAAAGCUGCGCCACCAGCACCUCAGCAACCUCAAAGCUGCGAGUGAAAGCCGCUUGAAGCUAAGAAAACACCACGCCUUGGUACACUUGAUCCAGGAAGUAGCCCCGGAGCUCCAGAGACGCGUGGAAGAGGUCUGGGAGAGGUUGGAGGCGGAGGAGGCUACAGCUCUCCACGACGAACUCGAGAACAUUCAGAAUUGCGUCAGUUUCUUGGAGCCGAAACUUGGUCGGCCGGGCGCGGAGCCUACAAUUCACGAUGAUGAUAUCAGUACCGCGCUAUACACGUCGCUUGCGCCACUGAUCGAGCAACGUUCAUCGUCUUCGCAAGACAAGUACGAGGCUACACCUCCGGAGAAGGGAAGUCCAUCUUCGUCAACUAUGGUUAUGGAUGAUAGUGAUUCGACGGGCGAUAUCGACGAGGAGAUUGAGGCAAAGCCUACAAAGCAAUCACGCCACGAUACAUCCUUUCCCUCUACAUCUUCACCUGCAGUGGUAUUGGAAGAGAUGUUACGAUCCAGUGGCUCCAGUCAUAGCUUGCGUCGCCUCAGUAGACCCAUAGGAGGGUACAAUGUCAAGCAGGCUUAUGAAAAUAUGUUUUCAGGGCGCUAG